CUUUGACUUAUAGCUUUUACUCAUUUUUGUCUCGAGCUCAUUUUUUAACCAGUUCGAUCUGCCAUUUACUAAAAUCGUCCGAUUGUAUUUGACUGAAAAGUGGCGAGUUUGCUUAUUUCUUAAAUAGGCCACGGAAAGAUCCGAAAGUUAAACAAAUUCCAUACCGUAUCUCCCUUUUGCCAUUCGCCAAUCAAACAAAACUCAAACAGAUCUGAGCAAUCAAAAACGCCUCGAUAAAUAUCUCACCUCACACCAUUCAUUAGCCUUAAGGUUGAAACAGAGGUUGCAAUUCAGAAAAAAUAUAACCUUAUUUUCUCAAUUUAAUUUUUGAAAACUUUGCGGAUUUAACAAAACUCUGCCGAAAUGUCUAACUUGGCAUCCCAUAAACGGAAGUUUUCCGUCUUUUUGAUCGUCUCUGAAAUCCUCUUCCUAAUUGCGUUCGCCGCUCUUGUGCGCUACGAUGACGAUGCAGCUCCUAAGAUUGUUCAACACGAAGCGGAUAAUUCAGCUAAAGUAGUGGUAAAACAGGAGCCGGACACCCAGAAGCAAGAAGCGGACAUUUCAGCCGACAUCAAUCCGGCGGGUGAUGAGCCGGCUGCCGAUGAUCCGCAGGAGGAGUCCCAGAUUGAGGACUCAGCGGGACGAAAACUGAACGGUCUUUACCCGAUGUUCCAAGAUGUUCACGUCAUGAUCUUCGUGGGUUUCGGCUUCCUCAUGAUGUUUUUGAAGAACUACGGACUGAGUGCUGUGAGCUACAACUUCUUGUUGUCCGCUUUCGUGAUACAGUACGCAAUCAUAGUCGGAGGAAUCGCGAAGAUGGUUGUAGCUAAAAUAGACGGAGGUUCUCUCUCGGCUAUUUACAUCGGAGUCGACACGCUUUUCGAGUCGGACUUCACUUGCGCAGCUGUGCUCAUCUCGUUCGGAGCUGUCCUCGGAAAACUGUCGGCAUUCGAACUUCUUCUGAUGUCGACGUUCGAGGUUCUCAUCUUCAAAAUCAACGAGACAAUCGGAGUGCACUACAUCAAAGCAGCCGACAUGGGAGGGUCUAUGUUUGUUCACGUGUUCGGAGCCUACUUCGGCCUCGCUGUGUCUCGGGUGAUGAACGAAAUGAACCACCGAAACCGACCAACCGAGGGUUCCGACUACAAAUCCGACAUGUUCUCAAUGAUUGGAACUAUCUUCCUGUGGAUCUAUUGGCCUAGUUUCAACAGUGCACUGGCUACAGACGAGGAACGAGUGAGAGCAGUCGUGAACACCUACAUCGCCUUGUGCGCUUCCUGCGUGAUCACGUUUGCCAUCUCUGCCAUGACUGAGAAAGACGGAAAAGUGACGAUUGCACAUGUUCAGAAUGCGACUCUGGCAGGUGGUGUGGCCGUGGGUACUAGUUGCAACAUGAUGAUCCACCCCGCAGGGGCCAUGUUCAUCGGGCUGGCAGCCGGCGCUCUCAGUACAGUCGGGUUCGCUUACAUCCAGGGAUUCCUAGACCGAGUGAUUGGGCUGCACGACACAUGUGGUGUGAACAACUUGCACGGGAUGCCGGGUCUGCUGGCUGGACUGAGUGGAAUAGUGGCGGCCGCUUUCGCCUCCGAUGAAUCAUACGGGGACGCCACCAGGGUCUUCGGCGACUUCAAAGACGGCGUCGAUCAGGCGUUGCGACAGACGGGGGCCCUGCUGAUCACGUUCGCCCUGGCAAUAACGGGGGGACUUCUGAGUGGGCUGAUCAUCCGAGUGUUGCCGACCAGUUCUCUCACCAAACAACAGUACUACAACGACUCCGACUUCUUCACAGAUGUGCACUUCGACGACAUCGGCGAGUCGCAAAGCAUCAACAAACAGGACGAGUCCAACAUCUGAAGAGCUGUGAUCAGUCGACUAAAUUAGAAGUAUGAUAGACAAAUGGUCCCUAAAUUAUAGAUUUGAAAAAUAGGCCAAAUUAGAAAACACAAAAAACUUGGAAAAUAAAAAAAAUAGACCAACUCAAAACUACUUGAAAUGAAAAGUGCUAUUUGGUCAGGAGGAUUCAAACAGCUCGGAAAAAAUCCUUGGACCUGUAAAAAUAAAGUUAGGUUUAUAUUAAUCCGUGAAAGUGAAAAGAAAAUGAUGUAUCUCUGCCUGGAUAAAAGGACGAGUAAAUUAUCGUUUUUCGUUUUUAACCGGACCAGUCUAUCAUAUUUAUCUUUGCCCGACUUAAGAAUCUGAACUCAGAAGCUUCAUAUACAAAAACUGAACUCAGAACUACCGUGUGUGAAAUUAAAUCGAAAACAGUCAUUAAAACUAAUUAAUCCUCUAAAGCAUAUCCUUCGUUGCUCAAAAAACAGGACAUUAUUGUAUAAACCGAUCAUUGAGAUGCAAAAACUUGUUUACAAUUUCGUCUGUAUCUACUUUUUGGUAUGACACGUUUAUAAAAGUUAUUAGUUUAACUUAAAACAUGC
Messenger RNA from Symsagittifera roscoffensis, 2432 nucleotides. RefSeq names its product ammonium transporter Rh type B-like. Gene Ontology annotation, cellular component: plasma membrane. Bases 364 to 1854 code for a protein of 496 amino acids. NCBI's taxonomy places the organism in Eukaryota, Metazoa, Xenacoelomorpha, Acoela, Convolutidae. Gene Ontology annotation, biological process: ammonium transmembrane transport; ammonium homeostasis. The record is from RefSeq and is a predicted model, not a curated record. Gene Ontology annotation, molecular function: ammonium channel activity. The transcript is spliced from 3 exons.